Molecule: messenger RNA, 927 nt
Organism: Rotaria sp. Silwood1
Lineage: Eukaryota; Metazoa; Rotifera; Eurotatoria; Philodinida; Philodinidae
Source: the annotation of a GenBank genome assembly
AUGAGUGCAGUAUCAGAAUAUAAUGAAAUUAAGGAACAAUUGAAUAAUGUAUCAGAACAACUCAAUCGAGUUGAAUUAUUACUCAAUAAUAGUAUGAAUCAGUUAUUGAAUAAAAUCGAUGAUAGUAACCGUAAUAUAAUAGAUUUAUUCAAAUCUCGUUAUACUUCACUAGCAGAUGAUCAACAACAAUCUUCUAGUCGACCAGUUAAUGCUCUUCUGAUUAUUGAUGUACAACAUGAUUUUAUUAAUGGAAGUCUUUCUCUUCGAAAAUGUCCAUCUAAACAUAAUGGUGAAGAAGUUGUUCCAGUUAUAAAUCAUCUUCUUGAUUCCAUAGAUUUCGAUGUAGUUGUUUAUAGUCAUGAUUGGCAUCCUAGUGAUCACAUAUCGUUUUUUGAUAGUCUUCGUCUUCGUUCACAAUAUCUUACUAAUGAUUCAACACCUUUAGCUGAUCUUCGUCCUUAUUCAACGGCAAUAUUUGAUAUUCCUGGUGUUGCUCGUAUGGAACAAAUUCUUUGGCCUGCACAUUGUGUUCAGAAAACAUCUGGUGCUGAACUUCAUCCGGAUUUGAAAGUAAUCGAUGAAAAGAAUACACGAAAUAUAUCAGUUAUUCAUAUAUAUAAAGGAACAAAAUCCGAUAUUGAUUCAUAUUCAGCUUUUUGGGAUAAUUUAAAAUUAAGUGAAACAACAUUACAUAAAUCAUUAACAGAAAAACAAGUUACACAAGUAUUUCUUACUGGUCUAGCAACAGACUAUUGUGUAUAUUUUACAGCAAUUGAUGCAUUAGAACAUGGUUAUAAAACAUUUCUGAUUGAAGAUGCAAGUCGCGGAGUAGAUCCAAAAACAAUCAAGGAAAGACUUGAUGAAUUUACACAGAAACAUGGCCGAGUUAUUCAAUCUAAUCAAGUGAAAAACUACAUACAACAAUAA